AUGGCCGCGAAGUCGGAUGGAGCGGCGGCCGCGGCCGGCCCGGGGCCGGAGGGGGCGGCCGGAGGAGCCCGGGGCAGUGCGGGCGGGCGCGGGGAGGCGGCGGCGGCGGCAACCGGGGGUCCCGGGGUGACCGAGGCGGGAGGCCCGGGGCCGCGCUACGAGCUGCGGGACUGCUGCUGGGUGCUGUGCGCGCUGCUCGUGUUCUUCUCCGACGGCGCCACGGACCUGUGGCUGGCGGCCUCCUACUACCUGCAGGGUCAGCCCACCUACUUCGGCCUCACGUUACUAUUCGUGCUCCUGCCCUCGCUUGUCGUGCAACUGCUCAGUUUCCGCUGGUUCGUCUACGACUACACCGAGUCCGCAGGGGCCCCGGGACCCGCCGUCAGCACCAAGGACAGCGGCGCCGGCGGGCCCAUCAUCAGCACCAAGGACAGUGCCAUCGCCUUCAGGACCAAAGAAGGCAGCCAGGAGCUGGGCCCCCGACCCGCGCCCUCUUCGGCCAGUACCUACCGCCGCCGCUGCUGCCGCCUCUGCGUCUGGCUGCUGCAGACCCUCGUUCACCUCCUGCAGCUCGGCCAGGUCUGGAGGUACCUGCGUGCCAUGUACCUGGGGCUGCAGAGCCGCUGGCGCGGGGAGCGGCUGCGGCGCCACUUCUACUGGCGGAUGCUGUUCGAGAGCGCCGACGUGAGCAUGCUGCGCCUGCUGGAGACCUUCCUGCGCAGCGCGCCGCAGCUGGUGCUGCAGCUUAGCCUCAUGGUGCACCGCGGCGGCGUGCCCGACCUGCUGCCCGCCCUCUCCACUUCCGCCUCGCUCGUGUCCCUGGCCUGGACGCUGGCCUCCUACCAGAAGGUGCUGCGAGACUCCCGGGAUGACAAGCGGCCCCUGUCCUACAAGGGCGCCGUGGCCCAGGUGCUGUGGCACCUGUUCGCCAUCGCGGCCCGCAGUCUGGCCUUCGCUCUCUUCGCCAGCGUCUACAAGCUCUACUUUGGCAUCUUCAUUGUGGCCCACUGGUGUGUCAUGACCUUCUGGGUCAUCCAGGGGGAGACGGACUUCUGCAUGUCCAAGUGGGAGGAGAUCAUCUACAACAUGGUGGUGGGCAUCAUCUACGUCUUCUGCUGGUUCAACGUCAAGGAGGGCCGCAGCCGCCGCCGCAUGACCCUCUACUACUGCAUCGUCCUGCUGGAGAACGCCGCGCUCACCGGCUUCUGGUACUCCAGCCGCAACUUCUCCACCGACUUCCACUCGCUCAUUCUGGUCUGCGUGGUGGCCUCCAGCUUCGCACUGGGCAUAUUCUUCAUGUGCGUCUACUACUGCCUCCUGCACCCCAAUGGGCCCAUGCUGGGUCCGCAGACGCCUGGCUGCAUCUGCCCUGAGUCCCCAGGACCCUGCGGCCCACCCGCCGACGCUGUCACCAGUCCCCCCAGGUCCCUGCCCAGGACUACAGGCGCUGAGCGGGAUGGGGUCUCAGUGGGAGGCGAGCGUGCGGGGACCCCCACGCCACCUGUCUUCCAGGUGCGGCCGGGCUUGCCUCCCACACCCGUGGCCCGCACCUCGCGGACAGAGGGGCCUGUCAUUCGGAUUGACCUGCCUCGUAAGAAGUACCCCGCCUGGGAUGCUCAUUUUAUUGACCGCCGGCUCCGGAAGACCAUUCUGGCGCUGGAGUACUCCUCGCCCACGACGCCCCGGUUGCAGUACCGGAGCAUAGGCACCGCCCAGGAGCUGCUGGAGUAUGAGACCACGGUGUAGGCCACAGUAUCCCCCCCAGAAGGGAUGAGCUUUGGCUGACCCCACAUCGACCACAGUGUUGAGCCCAGGAUUUCAGGGCCAAUAGGCUGAGGGGGAGUGGAUCUGUUGGUCCAAGGGUAGAGUGGCCCCACCUUUGGCUUCUUUCGUGGGAGGCAGCAGCCUUGUAGAGGCCCCAGCCCUUGGCUCUGUUUUCAGCCCUGUGGCCCAUUUCCUAAACUCCUCUGAACCAGGGCCCAGGGAACCAACUGGUGCUAUGCUCCUUGUGAGCUGCCCUGCUUUCAUGGAGGCCUCCGUAUCAUGGCUGGUGCCGGGGGCCUCAUGCCCUCUCCCCUGCCUGGAGUUGCCCACUUGGUGGACCACCAAAGAAGGGGGUUCAUGACCUAGGCCCUACGCUCCUUAGGGGGUGUAGGCGUGGGCUGCCUCUGAAAAGGAUGGAGGAGGCCAUGGAAGACGUGGGGUGAGGUGGGAGCAUUUGGUGGGCAAGGCUGGUACACCUCCUGUGGCGUCCAAGGUCUUGGAGCCUGGGCCAGAGGGGAAUUAGUGGAGGGAGUUGGGGUGGGGUGGGGAGUUGGGGGUGGGGGGCUGACAGUGCUGGAGCUGGAAGGAGGAAGAAUCCUGAGACAUUGGAGGGGUCCAGGCUGGCAGAGGCAUGAAGGGUUGGCAGAUUUGGGGGAGGGGAACCUCGAUCUGGAGCAUGGAGAACGUUCCUCAAGAGACACCCUUUGUUUUGGGCUCUGUUACGGAUGAGGUUCCAGACACCUCUGGUGAAAUGUCUCAAGGAGCCAUUCUUUGUUCUAGGUGAGCAUCUAGAACAUGUCUUCCAGAUAAAGGUCUUGAACACAACAGAUUAAGUGUCUAGGAAGAGACUGCCUGGGCUUGAUCAUAGAUGCAAUUCUGGUACAUUUAGCAGAGGAACGGUUUCUAGAGAGACAUUCUUAGUUCUAGAUUAAGUUCUAGGACACAAAGCUGAUCAAAUGUCCUGGGGAGUCACUCCAAUCUGGAUUCUUUUACAAAGACCAAAGGCACUGGCCCCUGCUUCUCUACCCUGGGGGGUUCCAGCUCCUGCCAUGGUGCUGGGGCUUCAGGCUCUAGAACCCUGUGGGAUUGGAAUGUUCUCGGGAUGGGCACUGCAGUUCUAGACUUCUGGGGUUUAUAUGAGUUCUCUGUCUCUGUCCACCUUGGUCCACAGCCAUCUUCCCAAGAAGAGAUUGUCCUUAGAAACUCAGAGAUAUUUCAACUACCAACUGGUUUCUAGCUGGAAAAAAAUUAGCUCUGGGGACAUGACAUGAAUCUUGGCUCUUAGCCACCUUGUAAAUGCAGCUCCCUGGGGUGGCAGCUGUAAAAGUAACUUAUUUUGCCUCAGAUCUGACGACCCUCCAGGACCUGUGGUUCAUUCCCAUGGCCUGAGCAUCCCAGGGUGUCCUUGGGACCACUCACCCAGCGCCCCUUCUCUCCACCCGGGACAGCCAGUCCUGGAUAGCGGAGGGUGGGGUGGGGUAUGGGAGCAGAGAAGUAGCAGUUCUAGGGGCAAGGGGCAGAGCCUCUAGGCAAAGCUUGAGACCCCGCCCCCCAAAGUCUUCCCCUCCCGUGUGCCUACCAAGGCGCAUUCACUUCAGGGGCGCAGCAGGUGAUGUUAAGGACCGAGGCAAACCUGGGCUGGGGUGAGGAGGGCAUGAGAAUCCUAGAAUAUGCAAAUUAGAGGGACAUGCAGCCCUUUCUGGUUCCGCCUCCCUUGGGUUACAGAUGAAACAGGCCCAGAGUGGCAGCUGGUCUCACAAGGUCCUAGAUUCCUUGCUCUCCCAUCAGAUAGUGAUGGGCGACAUUGGAUUUGCUGAGGAUUCUGGGAGAGGGCCACACUCAGGGUCCAGGGUGAUUCCAAAGGCAGAGAAGGCAAGACUGCACCUGCACCGAUACACACACACAAGCACACAUCACACCCGUGACACAAGUCAUCUCCCCCGUCACCACAGGUGACGGCACAGACACCCGCCCAGGCCGAGAUGGUGUGUUCUCCCUCCCAUCAACACACAACAAGUGCUUUCCCUUCUUUCUUUCUUCUACUUUCAUGAUCCCCAAGAUGCCUCAGGAACUGGGCCUCAAGGUGAUGGGGGAGCCGGGGAAGCCCAAAGCUGACCCAGACUCUUUCUGGUGGGUUCCCCCACCCUCCUUCUUCUCUGUCCAUCUGUCCUCAGCGACCAAAUCCCUUGGCCCUUUGUGAGAUGGAGCACUGAGGAUGUGGACCUGAAUCCAACUGACCGUUUCUCCUGGGUGGACGGAGCCAGGAGUUUUCACCUUGUGUUGUUUCACUCAAACUCUCUCCUGCCAGCAACAUCCCCGCAAGAGAGGUGUCACCAACCUAUCUUUACAGAGGAGGACACACGCUCCGAGAGGUGACGUGAGGGUCCGCCUUGGCAAGUUAUUUUACUCCCCAGGGUUCUAGAACGGACCAUCUGGCUGCCCUACUCCCACACCUCCUAGAAGCAAUGGGAGCUGCAGUAGGAAGGGCUGGUAGUGCUGAGGCGUGGCUUGAGGCUCACAGGGGAGCCACGGCCACAUUUUUGGACCUUAUUCCGCCCCCACCCCCCCAUCUCAGUCCCACCCAACCUUCCCUAAGAGCCUCUGCCUGCAAGGACCUCUGAGCACCAGAAACGGUCACCGUCAAGGGGCCCAAGGAGAGGGCUGCAGGCACCUUCUGCUUCUCAGCCUCGGGGAAGAGCUCAGCCCCUUAAGGACACUUCCCUCCCUCCACACCUUGGAGCUCAGGAUGCCCGCCCUUCCAGCCUCUCUCCGCGAGCCUGUCCCCCACUUCAUCUUGUUCCUGCUGGUCCCCUCGCUUCACCAGCAUGGAAGAGUCCGUGGGGGAGGGUCACCAUCCCAUUUGAGCUGCUUUAUUUUCCAUUCUGUGACACAAUCUACCUCAGCCAGUCUCUCUUCCCUGCCAGCGUUGGACACCCUGGGUCCCCGCCUCCUGUCCCCUACCCUAGCCUGGCCGCACCCCACCAGGUCCUUGCAGUGAGAUAAGGUUCUAGAACCACAGCCCAGAGGGGCCCUUGGGGUCCCCGAAGCCACCUGCCCUCCACAUCUAUUAUCGAGAAGAAAUGGAGGCCCAGAGAGGGCCAGGGACUUGCCCAAGAUCACACAGGAAGUCCGUGGCAGAGUUAGGCUUUUCCUGGGGAGGAGAGGUGGUUGGGUCCAUCUUAAUUCUGCCAGGGAUAGAAGAGAACAGGAUGCUCUAGGUACCAAAUAGGUGAGGCCUCGCCCUGCCCUCAGCAUCUCUACCCUAGGAGACCAUGUCCCCGUUCCCAAGGCUGACUUCUGUCUCCCAGUUCUGGAACGGUGCCCCGGGCUGCUGACCAUGCCCCCCAAACCUCUCCAAGCAACGCACCCCUGUGCACUGAUGUACCAUGUGCCUUGUAACUAUCACCCCGUUGGACAGCACAGACCUCCGCCCCUCCCCAGCAGGGGGCUCCCCAACAAGGAAGGCUUUCUUGGUCCCCUGUUUCAUCUGCCUCAUCCUCGUGUCUCCCCCAGAUCUGCCUUCCCCCCAGCCAGCUCCCUGUUACACCUGUGUCCCACAGAGACCUGUCGCCCAUGAGAGUUGAGGAAAGCAGAGGGCAAGGAAAGCAGAGGGCAAGGAGAGCAAGGCCUGGAGAAUGUCCAGAUCUCAAGGUCGGGGCCACAGAGGCUAGGGGUAUCCAGGGAGGGUCGUGCCUGGCAGUCUGAAUGCCCUUUUAAAGGCCGAAGUCCCACGGGUCCUUUUCUUGGAGACCCCUGGACUGGGUGUUCACAGAGACCUCAGGCGGUGGGGAGAAGUUUUUCUGGGACAGGGGUGCAUGGGUCACAAAUUCAAAUGCCUUGGUAAUGAGAGGCAAUGAAAAUAAGUUAAGUAGAGGUGCUAGACAAUAGGGAGCGGUGGGGACACUGGCAAAUCAGAGAAUAUACGCCCUGCCUAUAGGCACUAAAAUUCACAGUUUUGAAAAAUCCAGUGCUAGCCAAACUCAACACUCAUAUUCGACCCAUGGGCCACCAGCUUGAAAUCUCUAGUUCAAAAUGUUGAUAAGGGAGUUCCCAUCGUGGCGCAGUGGUUAACGAAUCCGACUAGGAACCAUGAGGUUGCGGGUUCGGUCCCUGCCCUUGCUCAGUGGGUUAACGAUCCGGCGUUGCCGUGAGCUGUGGUGUAGGCUGCAGACGCGGCUCGGAUCCCGCGUUGCUGUGGCUCUGGCGUAGGCCGGUGGCUACAGCUCCGAUUCAACCCCUAGCCUGGGAACGUCCAUAUGCCGCGGGAGCGGCCCAAG
Sus scrofa (pig) is the source of this 6041-nucleotide messenger RNA. It is a transcript of the gene XKR7, whose product is annotated as XK related 7. Lineage: Eukaryota; Metazoa; Chordata; Mammalia; Artiodactyla; Suidae. The record is from RefSeq and is a predicted model, not a curated record. Gene Ontology annotation, biological process: apoptotic process involved in development; engulfment of apoptotic cell; phosphatidylserine exposure on apoptotic cell surface. Gene Ontology annotation, cellular component: plasma membrane.